GUUUCAGUUUUUCUUACAAGAACCCGGAGAUGAACGUGGGCUGAGAGACAGUGUGAAGGCAAAAGCCACUCACUAAGCCUCUGUGGCUGAGGAUGGACUUGAACCUGGGUCUCCCCUGUGCUAGUUAGUCCUUAAUCACUGUUUUCAUAUCUAGGAUGGGAGGGAGAAUGAUUUAAAAGCUGUUAGCCAGCAUUUUUUAAAGUUGUUUUCACUAAUCCAUUUUGUAACCAUCUGAACACAUUAACACUGCUCUGCCCUGUUCCCUUGCAGCUUUACCAAAACUCAUCUUGCAGAUUGAGAAUUCAGAAGCCGUUGUCAAUCAAAUGGUGAACGUCACAUGUAGUGCUGACGGCAAUGCUUCCCCUGGUUUUAAAAUGCAGAUCAGGGAUGCUGCCAAAAUCUUAGCCUCCAGCAACCAAGACCAACCCUUCCUGCAGCAUGCAGUGAUCACUCAGGAAGAGGAUAAUGGGAGGGAGUUUAUCUGCCAAGUAAUCCUGAUCGUUGGUGGGCGCCCCAAGGAAAGAAGCGCAUCUCAAAAGCUCACCGUCUUCUAUGGGCCCCAAAUUGAUGAUUCCAAAUGUCCGCAUACAUUGACCUGGAAGGAGGGAACUUCGACAUCAUUUACCUGCUCAGCCUUGGGAAACCCCACACCAACAGUCCAGUGCUGGAAAGAUGGGAGAUCUUACAGCAUUGGGGAACAACAGCUGGUCCAGAGAGAGCAUGACGGCAUUUAUCAUUGUAAUGCUACCAACCAGUAUGGCUCUGAUGUUAGAGAUGUGACCGUACAUGUUGAAUCUCCUCCAUCCAUUGGCCUUAUCAUUGGCUGUGUAAUUGGUGCAAUGGUGAUCAUUGCUUGUGCAGGUGCGGUAGCUUAUUCCGUAUACUAUAAAGAAAGGACUGGGACCUAUUAUCCGUGGAAGCAAGGGAAGCAUCGGCAGUCACCACAAGCUGUUGGAAACUCAGCAGAGCAAAGGUUCCUGAAUGGCAAAGCAAAUGUCUGAGCAGACUUGUAUUUAUUACAAACUGAAGAACAACUUGUCCCAAUGCCAGCAAGACUGUAGCUAUGUUUGUGGUUCAUCACUUUACUUAACUACAGAGGAAGACGAUGAUGAUUACGUGCCGUCAGGUUGUUGUCGACUCUUAGUGACCACAUAGAUAGAUUUUCUCCAUGAUGUGGAGGAAGAGAUACGGGAAACUGUUCUUCAGCUCCUGAGCAUCUGAUGGGCAGUGCUUCAACUGGACUUGUCUUUGGACUUUGGGAGGGUGAUGAUGGUAACUUCUGCACUUUCAAACAGUGAGUGUUUGUACUCGUGCCUCCUGUCCUUUACUGAAGACCUCCUCUACCAUCUAAGUGGACAUCCAGAUUUUUGCUCCAGAAGGCAAUCAGGAAGCUAAAGAUGGUCUAAAAGACUCUGGGCUACCUCCAGUGGGAGGCAUUACUGGGAAACCAGUAAGAAGUACUGGACAGGAAGUGGGUAUCUGCAACCCACCAGCUUGGGCUUGUCCUACAAUAGUGGACAACUUAGCUGUAGAAUGUAAAGUGUCUUCCAGAUUUCUCCUCACACUAUUGGAUUGAAAACAAUACCAUAAUCAUAUGUGGCAUGAUAAAAUCCUUUCUGUUUUUGCAAAUUUGCACAACAAAAUUUUCAUAGCGCAUGCCAGAAAGCUAGAGUGUCUUUCUGUUUUUAAAUCCUGGUACAGAAAUUUAUGAUUAUCAAGAUGCCGCAUCCCGUAACCCUAAGUUAACUCCUAUUUCUGAAUGCCAGGAAGUUUG
Molecule: messenger RNA, 1774 nt
Organism: Python bivittatus (Burmese python)
Lineage: Eukaryota; Metazoa; Chordata; Lepidosauria; Squamata; Pythonidae
Source: RefSeq, a predicted model, not a curated record